Messenger RNA from Myotis lucifugus (little brown bat), 3085 nucleotides. RefSeq names its product importin 9 (gene IPO9). Gene Ontology annotation, biological process: protein import into nucleus. NCBI's taxonomy places the organism in Eukaryota, Metazoa, Chordata, Mammalia, Chiroptera, Vespertilionidae. The annotation marks the transcript as partial. Gene Ontology annotation, molecular function: small GTPase binding. Gene Ontology annotation, cellular component: nuclear envelope; cytosol. The transcript has 22 exons. The record is from RefSeq and is a predicted model, not a curated record.
AGAAGGGGACCUGGUGCUGGGACUUCCCUACGGGCCCCCCGCCGCCCCCCGGAGGGUCCAUCUUGGCGUCAUCAGUGCUUCGGUGGAGCAGGCUCCUGUCGGAGGCCUUCCCUGCUGGCACCUGGCUUCUUGCUCAGUAGUCGCUGCGGCGCUCCUGCCCUCUUGGACUCACGGCCGCUCUCUCUUCCAGAAUUUGGUGUCCACCUGGCGGAGCUGACCGUGGACCCCCAGGGGGCCCUGGCCAUUCGUCAGCUGGCGUCGGUCAUUCUGAAGCAGUACGUGGAGACGCACUGGUGUGCCCACUCGGAGAAGUUCAGGCCUCCAGAAACCACGGAAAGGGCAAAGAUCUUCAUCCGGGAGCUGCUGCCCAGCGGGCUGAGGGAGUCCAUCAGCAAGGUGCGCUCCAGCGUGGCCUACGCCGUGUCGGCCAUCGCCCACUGGGACUGGCCGGAAGCCUGGCCCCAGCUCUUCAACCUGCUCAUGGAGAUGCUGGUGAGCGGAGACCUGAACGCCGUCCACGGAGCCAUGCGCGUGCUGACAGAAUUCACGCGGGAAGUCACGGACACACAGAUGCCCCUCGUCGCCCCCGUCAUCCUCCCCGAGAUGUUCAAGAUCUUCACCAUGGCCGAGGUGUACGGCAUCCGGACCCGCUCCCGCGCUGUGGAGAUUUUCACCACGUGUGCCCACAUGAUCUGCAACAUGGAGGAGCUGGAAAAGGGUGCAGCCAAAGUCCUCAUCUUCCCGGUGGUGCAGCAGUUCACCGAGGCCUUCGUGCAGGCCCUGCAGAUCCCCGACGGGCCCACGUCCGACAGCGGCUUUAAGAUGGAAGUCCUCAAGGCGGUGACCGCCCUGGUGAAGAACUUCCCCAAGCACAUGGUGUCCUCCAUGCAGCAGAUCCUGCCCAUCGUCUGGAACACCCUGACCGAGAGCGCGGCCUUUUACGUGAGGACAGAGGUCAACUACACGGAGGAGGUGGAGGACCCUGUGGACUCGGACGGCGAAGUCCUGGGCUUUGAAAACCUCGUCUUCAGCAUUUUCGAGUUUGUCCACGCGCUGCUGGAGAACAGCAAGUUCAAAAGCACGGUCCGGAAAGCCCUGCCGGAGCUGACCUACUACAUCCUGCUGUACAUGCAGAUCACCGAGGAGCAGAUCAAAGUGUGGACGGCCAACCCCCAGCAGUUCGUGGAGCAGGACCUGCUGCUGGCCGUGGCCACGGAUUUCCAGGGCGAGAGCGCAGCCGCCCUGGCUGCCGCGGCCACUCGGCACUUACAGGAAGCCGAGCAGACCAAGAACAGCGGCGCCGAGCACUGGUGGAAGAUCCACGAGGCCUGCAUGCUGGCGCUGGGCUCGGUGAAGUCCAUCCUCACCGACAGCGUCAAGAGCGGCCGGGUCCACUUCGACAUGCACGGGUUCCUGACCAGCGUGGUCCUGGCCGACCUCAACCUGGCAGUGUCUCCCUUCCUCCUGGGUCGGGCACUCUGGGCUGCCAGUCGGUUCACUGUCGCUAUGUCCCCUGAAUUGAUCCAGCAGUUCCUGCAGGCAACAGUUAGUGGCCUUCAUGAGACGCAGCCCCCGUCCGUGCGGAUCUCGGCCGUGAGAGCCAUCUGGGGUUACUGUGACCAACUGAAAGCCUCGGAGAGCACGCAUGUCCUCCAGCCCUUCCUGCCCAGCGUGCUGGACGGCCUCAUUCACCUGGCCGCGCAGUUCAGCUCCGAGGUCCUCAACCUGGUGAUGGAGACGCUGUGCAUCGUGUGCACAGUGGACCCCGAGUUCACAGCCAGCGUGGAGAGCAAGAUCUGCCCCUUCACCAUCGCCAUCUUCCUCAAGUACAGCAACGAUCCCGUCGUCGCCUUGCUGGCUCAGGACAUCUUCAAGGAGCUGUCCCAGAUCGAAGCCUGCCAGGGCCCCAUGCAGAUGCGGCUGAUCCCCACGCUGGUCAGCAUCAUGCAGGCGCCAGCAGACAAACUCCCCGCAGGGCUGUGCGCGACAGCCAUCGACAUCCUGACCACCGUGGUGCGCAGCACGAAGCCGCCGCUCUCCCAGCUGCUCGUCUGCCAGGCGUUCCCCGCGGUGGCGCAGUGCACCCUGCACACGGACGACAACGCCACCAUGCAGAACGGCGGAGAGUGCCUGCGGGCCUACGUGUCGGUGGCGCUGGAGCAGGUGGCGCAGUGGCACGACGAGCAGGGCCACAGCGGGCUGUGGUACGUGAUGCAGGUGGUGAGCCAGCUGCUGGACCCCCGCACCUCCGAGUUCACCGCCGCCUUCGUGGGCCGCCUGGUCUCCACCCUCAUCAACAAGGCCGGGCGGGAGCUGGGCGAGAACCUGGACCAGAUCCUGCGUGCCAUCCUCAGCAAGAUGCAGCAGGCGGAGACGCUGAGCGUCAUGCAGUCCCUGAUCAUGGUGUUCGCCCACCUGGUGCACACCCAGCUGGAGCCCCUCCUAGAGUUCCUGUGCAGCCUGCCCGGGCCCACCGGCAAGCCCGCCCUGGAGUUCGUGAUGGCCGAGUGGACGAGCCGGCAGCACCUGUUCUACGGCCAGUACGAGGGCAAAGUCAGCUCCGUGGCCCUGUGCAAGCUGCUCCAGCACGGCAUCAACACGGACGACAAGCGGCUGCAGGACAUCCGCGUGAAGGGCGAGGAGAUCUACAGCGUGGACGAGGGCGUCCGCACCCGCGCCAAGGCCGCCAAGAACCCCGAGCGCUGGACAAACAUUCCUUUGCUGGUCAAGAUCCUGAAGCUGAUCAUCAACGAGCUGUCCAGCGUCAUGGAGGCCAACGCUGCCCGCCAGGCCGCCCCCGCGGAGUGGGGCCAAGACGACUCCAACGACAUGUGGGAGGACGAGGAGGAGGACCAGGAGGACGAGGAGGAGGGCGGGGGCUUAGCGGGCCAGCUCCUGUCUGACAUCCUCGCCACAAGUAAAUACGAGGAGGACUACUACGAGGACGACGAGGAGGACGACCCCGACGCCUUGAAGGACCCCCUCUACCAGGUGGACCUGCAGGUGAGGGCACAGGAGCCGGGCUCGCCCGCGCCCGUUCAUCCUGCGGCCUUGGGCCGAGUUCCUGUCUUGCUGGGGGCGUGGG